Messenger RNA from Sceloporus undulatus (fence lizard), 3478 nucleotides. It is a transcript of the gene PECAM1, whose product is annotated as platelet and endothelial cell adhesion molecule 1. Gene Ontology annotation, biological process: cell surface receptor signaling pathway. Lineage: Eukaryota; Metazoa; Chordata; Lepidosauria; Squamata; Phrynosomatidae. The record is from RefSeq and is a predicted model, not a curated record. The coding region runs from base 303 to 2489 and encodes 728 amino acids. Gene Ontology annotation, molecular function: transmembrane signaling receptor activity. The transcript has 16 exons.
GGCUAGUCACUUCCUGAGCAGUAAUCUGCCUGUUUGCAGCAGAUAGAUCUUCAUUGUUUGCCACUUCCAGUUUCCAGUAAUGGGAAUGAUUACUUGACCAGUAUCUAGCCAGUCUGUAGCACACAGUCCUGAAACAACAUAGCCACUCUGUUUCUGCAACAGCAAGGUCACGCUUCUGAAUUUUCGUAUCUGGGAAAGAAACUGAAAAUCCUUCAUGAUUGAAGGUCCUUGACAAAGGGAUCUACCAGAGCUAAUGAACUUUUCCUCAUUCUGGAGUUUCAUACCUUGAUUCCAAUGACGAGAUGUAUUGUGUUUUGCUGUUGAUCCUCUUACAAUGUUGCAAGCUGAAAGCUCAAGAUGGCGUGUUCACCAUCCAAAAAGUUACACUCUGGGCUAAUCCCCCUGACCAGGUGCAGAAUGGAAAACCACUCACCCUCAAUUGUUCUGCAGAUGUCAUUAAGAGUGAACACUUCAGACUGAGUUACAUCUUUUCAUUUUUCAAGUACAACAAAGUUCUGUUCAACAGCACAUCCGAACAAGCCUGGGCACAGUAUACAAUCCCAAAGGCUCGGUUUUCUGAUUCAGGAGAAUAUGACUGCACGCUGAGAGCAGAGGGGAAAAUAAAGUCCAGUGAUCCUGUGACUGUUAAAGUGAAAGGAAUAACGAAACCAAAACUGACUGUUCAGAAAGAACAAGUGAUGGAAGGAGAGAAAGUAUCUUUACGCUGUGAAAUACCAGAAGAAAAACCUCCCUUUUAUUUCACAUUUUAUAAAAUCCAACAGUCUGCAGUUCCACAUAUAAAGAACAGAACACAGGGACCAGUCAAUGAAAACUUUGCUGACUUUGAAUUUCCCAUUGAGGCAGGGGACAAGAUUUUGCGAUUUGAAUGUACUGUCAGAAUGAAUUCAGUGACAGGCCAAGAAAUGUCAGAGCCCAGUAACAGAACUAUAGUUACUGUUGUUGAACCAUUUACCAAUCCAAUUAUAACAAUCCACCCACCACAAAACAUUACAGAAGGAGAUAAAAUUGACAUUGAAUGUACAACUGUCCUGGGUUCUCAGGGUCAAACAGAGAUCUUAAUCCAGAAGAACAGAACCAUCCUUAACAGCACAAAGGGAAAAGAGAAAGUGACAUACUCCAAAAUAGCCACCAUGGAAGAUAAUGACAACUACACGUGCAAAGCGGAACUGGGGAGCGUGUCCAAAACCAGUGUAGCAAAUGUGGUGGUGACUGAACUGUUUUCCAGACCAGAACUGAUUGUUCAAAAACCAAACUUGGAUGAAGCCAGCUUGUUAGUAGUACAAUGUCAGGUUAAUGGGCCUCAAUCAAUAGACAUCUUUCUCCUGAAGAACAAUAAAGUAUUGAGAAACUCCAGUACCUAUAUGCACAGAGCCCAGGUAUCUGAUAGUGGAGCCUAUCUUUGUAGGGCUGAAGUAAAAGGGAUUGUCAAGGAGAGUGACCCAGUCUUGGUACGUGUUUAUGCUCCGGUUUCCAAGCCAGUCCUUUCCCAACCAGUUUCCCAAGUUGCAGUGCUGGGGAAGUAUUUUAUUUUAUACUGCAAUUCCUCACAAGGAACUCCACCUAUAAUAUAUACUCUCUACAGAGGAAAUGUGUCUGUUAAGAACAAGACUGUGGAAGCAAAAAAUAAGGCAGCAAAGUUUGAGGUUCAAGCAAUGGGUAUGCAUCCUCUAGAAGAAUACUCGUGCCAUGCUCAAAAUGGUCAUUCCCGUACAGAAAAAAGCACUGGGUUAAACAUUACAGUGAUAGCUCCAGUUGGUAAUGUGAGUCUUGGACGACUUCCAGAAGGGGAUGUGGAAGAUGGCCAAGAGCUUACACUCCUUUGCAGUGUUAGUUCAGGAUCUUUUCCUAUCGAGUUCCGCUUUUUUCGAGAAGAUAAUGCAAAAUCCUUACAUUGGGUAACAGAAGGGAAAAAACACAGAGCUUUUUGGCACAGGACGGGAAUCACAAGUCAAGACACAGGGAGGUACUUUUGCAGAGCUGACAAUCAAGCAAAAUCAUUUGUAGAAAGCAAGAAGAUUGCUGUCAAUGUCGUUUUGGCUUCAUGGAAGAAAUGGCUCGUUGUGACAGUUAUGCUGAUUCUUACUGGGAUUGCAAUUGGAGCUUUCUGGUGGUUCUGUUCUAAGAAGGCAAAGGCUAAAGGCAAUUCUUUGGAGCUGGCUAGUUCUAUGCCAGCAACCAAUUCAGUGGGUGAGAAGCUGACAUCAGGACAGAAUAAUGAAAGAGAAUUCUUUUAUGGUUAUAAUGAAGAUGAUGAAAAAAAUCACAUCAACUCAAAAGAAGAGAAUAAAGGAGCUGACCAUGAGAACGCUGAGGUGGAAUAUACCGAAGUGGAAGUCUCUGUUCCUGAUCCUUACAGAGCUCCUGUGGCAAAGAAGAAUGAGACAGUUUAUACUGAAAUCAGAAAAGCUGUUAAUGAUGCUGAGGAAAACAGGCAUUCUAGAAUAGAAGAUUCUCCUGAUGGGACUUAGAAAGCCUGACAACAAACCUGAGUGAAAACAAGAUGGAAGAUGUUCCACCAGUUCCAAACAUUCUGCAGCAUUUAGGUGCUUUCAGAAGUCACAUUCUGCUUGAGCUGUUGUUGGUAACCCCUGUGGGGUCAACCUGACAUUCAUACAGUAUUAUUGCUGUUCAGCCAUUGCAACAGAGUGAUGUACGCUCCAGUUUUUUGUUCUGUAUUUUCCUUAGUGUCACACUAAUCAAACCAGUGCGUGCACUGCCAUCUUUCUUGAGUUUUUUGUUUGUUUGUUUGUUUGUUUUUUUAAUCCUAGAAGCACUUAUGGAGAAAAAAUAAGCCUGCCAAAAUGUCUGCCACCUUUCUUGUUUUUCUUUUCUUUUAAUCCUUCAAGUAAUCAUGGAGAAAAGAUAAGCCUGCCAAAAUGUGAAACAACAUCUGGUCACUUCCCUAUGUUCCCUAAAGACUGUGUAAAGCAGUCUGGCAAUUUAUUAGUGACAGAAAUGCUUCUGGUAGCAAUACAUGAGAGUUCUUUAUUAUUCCUGUAUUUUGCACAUAGCAUCAUUCAUGAGGAAUAGCCUAAUUUGUGAAGUACCAUUAACAUCUAGAAUGUAAUUUUGCAUCCUCCACGGAAUGCUUUAUUGCUACAAGUUGAGACUCUCUUAUCCAGAAUUCCAAAAUCUGAAAUAUUCUAAAAAGGUGAGAUGGGCGCGUUCCAGACGCGCCAAUAGUAUGUGCUUGGCAUAUACUAGGGUUACAAAAGGGUGUCCUUUCCGGACGCCCUAACCCUAGUACGUGCCGAGCACAUACAAAUGGCAGCGCCCAGGGAACUGCAGCAGACAAACCAUGCGAUUCCUUGGCAUAGCAAAAAGAACCCAUAAAAAGCGGGUCUUUUUGCGGCGUGGUAAUGAUGCUGCAAGGCACCAAUGGCGCACUUGCGGCAUCAUUUUGACGUAGCGGAUGCUUAGCGUCCACACAUUGCGGCAUGGAAAUGAUGCCGCAAGU